Molecule: messenger RNA, 1309 nt
Organism: Daldinia loculata
Lineage: Eukaryota; Fungi; Ascomycota; Sordariomycetes; Xylariales; Hypoxylaceae
Exons: 2
Coding region: 115-1104 (329 amino acids)
Source: RefSeq, a predicted model, not a curated record
UUGCCGCCGUCCGAUCGUUUCAAUUGCUCUAACCUCUAGUCCCUCUUUAUAAAGCCUAUGGUAAUAUAAUGUUUACUUCUCGGUAAUGGUCAAUUUCGACGAUAGACGACUCUAAUGGCGCCGUCCGACCAACUGGCCACUACCGUUCCAGGCCGCCCGAAGCCACCCUCAGCUACCCCAGAAGGACACAAGGUCACCGCAGAAGCAGAAGCAGAAAAAGCACCGCGAGCGGUGGUGACGACGAGUAUAACCGCAGGAGCAGGGAAGUGGGAGGCGGAUAAAUCACCACCAUUGGAGUUUCGCGGCUUCGAUUUCUUUGCUAAUCGCGACUUUAACGAGCUGAAGAAUGCGUCGCGGGCCUAUUUUGCGCCUUCUGCCAACCCUGAAAGGCGUCAACGCCUACCAUCCACGUGGUUAGGCGAUGCGACACCCCCUAGCAGCCCGCGACCCUCCGACGAAGGGCCCUCCGCUGGAGGGGACAGGCUUCCCGCCCCGCUCCGUGGACAGACGCCUCCAGGAGAGAAGAGAAUAAUAGGGUUGAAGAGAAACCAAUUCUGGUGGCUGGUGGCAUUAAUAUCGCUCCUGUUAGUUAUUGCAAUCGGGGUUGGAGUUGGUGUCGGGGUCGGUAGAGGGGUGUCGCAAAGUUCUAAUGAGGCUGCUGUUGCUGGUAUUGGUGCCGCUUCAUCGUCAAGCCUAUCUUCAAGCUCAAUCACGUCAGCAAAUACCGGCAUCUCGACGACAUCCACCUCUAGCCCCUCAAAGACCAGUACUACGUCGAGUUCCACCCCCACCGGUAAUGCCGAGGGAAAGAUUGACUGCCCAGCUGCUAACGGGACUACCUACCAAGUUCCCGGUUCCGAUAAGCGAUUCUUACGAAUUUGUGGUAUAGAUUAUAGCGACGACGAAUCAACAAAUCUGCGCCAGGUUCCUACGGAGAGCAUAUUGGACUGCAUGAAAAACUGUGCCGGGACUGCUGGGUGCACCGGUUGCGGCUGGGGCUAUAUUGAGGGCGAUACGGGGACCCAGCACACCUGUUGGCUGAAGGGCGGGUUAAAGAAGCCUCACGAUACCGAUAUCAAUUGGGCCUUUGCCAAACUUCUAUGAGCGGAUUAGGAGAUAAGGAUACGUUGGUUGCGAAUGCUGCUGGAUCGAAUGUAAUGGUACUAGUAAUCACGUUCUACGUUCUACGUAGUAGAGAUAGUAAGGCAUGAUACCCCUUAACAAUAAUGAUACCCACGGUAAAGUAAUACCUUGGCGGGUAACGGGCGUGCUUGUAUCCGGAGAUUUAAAUUCUUUGCUAUUAUAUCAC